This is a messenger RNA of Harpia harpyja (harpy eagle), 2650 nucleotides long. RefSeq names its product G protein-coupled receptor class C group 5 member C (gene GPRC5C). Gene Ontology annotation, molecular function: protein kinase activator activity; G protein-coupled receptor activity. Gene Ontology annotation, biological process: G protein-coupled receptor signaling pathway. The record is from RefSeq and is a predicted model, not a curated record. The coding region runs from base 585 to 1877 and encodes 430 amino acids. The transcript is spliced from 5 exons. Lineage: Eukaryota; Metazoa; Chordata; Aves; Accipitriformes; Accipitridae. Gene Ontology annotation, cellular component: extracellular exosome; signaling receptor complex; plasma membrane.
CCCGGCCAGUGCCUCCCACCCGGCGGGCACCCGUCCCUGGGGGCUUCCAGGCCGGAUCCCACCCCGGGGCCCUUCGCCGGGGCUGGAGGGGCCGCGGGGCAGGGGGGCUCGGCUGGCAAGGGCAGCGUUUGGCAGGAGCUCCGGCCCUGCUUGCGGCAGGCCGGGAUUGCCACCGGCCCCCCCCUUCGCCAACCGGUGCUUAUUUAUUUGGAGAGGGAGGUGGAAACGUGCUGACCGCGUCCGCCGGCGGCGAGGGGCUCCGGUCUGGACAGAACCGGCUCGGGUGGAAAACAGCUCCCCAACCCCGGCCAGAGCGGCGGCGACGGCAGGAAGGCAGCAGGGAGGGCAAGCGGGACCCCCCCAGCCCCAGGUACGGCCCCCCCCCCGGGUCCAGGUACGGCUCUCGCCUUCCCGAGGUGAGCCACCGCGGCUGGCCGAGCAGGAGCUGCCACGGAGCCGGGGUUCAGUCGGCCAUACCGCCGUGCCAGCCCUGCCGCCGUGCCAGCCACGCCAGCACCCGGCCCUGCGGCUCCGUAGGAAAGGGUCCCUGGACGCCCCGCUCGGCGCCCGCACCACGGUGCAGGAUGGGUGCUGUGGCGGUGCCGCCGGCGGCCGCCUGCAUCCUGCUGGCCCUGCUCCCUGUGGCCGGCGGACAGACCACCCCUCCCUCCGGCUGCAGCAAGGACCUCUCCUCCCUCUACUACAACCUCUGCGACCUCUCGGCGGCCUGGGGCAUCGUGGUGGAGGCCGUGGCCAGCCUCGGCGUGGUGACCAGCUUCGUGCUCACCAUCGUCCUGGUGGCCAGCCUGCCCUUCGUGCAGGACCCCCAGAAGAAGAGCCUGGUGGCCACGCAGGUCUUCUUUCUUCUGGGCACCUUCGGGCUCUUCUGCCUGACGUUCGACUUCAUCGUGGGGCCGGAUUUCUCCACCUGCACCUCCCGCCGCUUCCUCUUCGGCGUUCUCUUCGGCAUCUGCUUCUCCUGCCUGCUGGCACACGCCGUGGCCCUCAACUUCUUGGUGCGGAGGAACCGGGGCCCGCGGGGCUGGGUGACGCUGGCGGUGGCCCUGCUCCUCGCCUUGGUGGAGGUCAUCAUCAACGCCGAGUGGCUCAUCAUCACGGUGGCGCGGCAGGAGGGUGGCUCCCCGGACCCUUGCCGGCUGGAGGACGCUGACUUCGUCAUGGCGCUCAUCUACGUCAUGUUCCUGCUGGUGGCCGCCUUCGGCACCGCCUGGCCAGCCCUCUGCGGCCGCUACGGCCGCUGGCGCAAGCACGGCGCCUUCAUCCUGGCCACCACCGGCCUCUCCGUGGCCAUUUGGGUGGCGUGGACGGCGAUGUACCUCUAUGGGAACCAGCAAGUGGGCGAGAAGCCCGGCUGGGAUGACCCCACGCUGGCCAUCGCGCUGGUCUCCAACGCCUGCGCCUUCCUCCUCCUCUACGUCAUCCCCGAGGUGACGCACGUGACGCGGCGGGGACCCGAGCAAGCCUUCGAGGAUGACGUCUACCCCACGCGUGGGGUGGGCUACGAGACCAUCCUCAAGGAGCAGAAGUCGCAGAGCAUGUUUGUGGAGAACAAAGCCUUCUCCAUGGACGAGCCCUCCUUCGCCAAGAAGCCGGUGUCCCCGUACAGUGGCUACAAUGGCCAGCUGCUGACCAGCGUCUACCAGCCCACCGAGAUGGCUCUGAUGCACAAGGGUCCGACCGAAGGUCCCUAUGACGUGAUCCUGCCCCGCGCCUCCACCGCCAGCCCGGCGGCCGGCAGCGCCAGCUCCACGCUGCGAGCCGAGGACGCCUUCGCGGCGCAGGCCCGGCACGCCGGCGCCCAGUGGGACGGCAGGAGCUGCCAGGUGCAGUCCCCGUACGGCAGGAACCGGUGGUGAAGCCCCCGUGGCACGGGUCCUGCAGCGCCGGCACAGCCGCGGCCCCGCUGUCCCGCUCCUGAGGUCUCGCCAAGCCUCCUCCCGCCCCGCCGCGUACAUCCCACCCCGUCCAGCGGCCGGAGCCGGUUCCUGCGUGGGGGACGCCCGGACACGGUCCUGGAGCCACGCUCCUGCCUGCCCGUCCCGCCUGGCCGCAGCACCCGCAAGCUGCCAGCUCUGCCCGGACCCCCGCAUCCCUGCCGCUGUCCCUGCCGCAAGGACCGGCUCCCGCGGGGUCACCCCGAGUCGUCCCCUCGCUGCCUUCGUGAAGCACGGACACCCUGUCCCCCCUGGGCCAGGGACCAUCUGCUGCCGGGGAGCCGGUGGGACUCCUGCCCGGGGCUGCCCCCCAGCGCUGAGCCCCCAGUUCCAUGCUGAUCCUCGCCAGCCCCGGGGACGUCGCAGGCCCUGAGCCGAGUGGGCACCAUCCCGCUGCAGGGCACAAGGUGACACAAAGCUGUCCCCAGCUCUGGCUCCCGCUGUGCCUCAGUUUCCCCAUUGCUGGGGAAGGGGGGGGGGGCGCUGCUCGGGGUCUGGGGGAUCAGUGCCUUGCUGGGGCUGGGGAACCCGGCCCCCCGCAGCUCUGGCCGCCUUUUCGGUGCCUUCCCCCCUCGGGGCUCGGGGAACCCUCCCGGGGAGCAGGGAGGGAGCUGGGCCCCUCGCCCUCCUCGUGGCUUUCUCUGUUGUUCUUCCUCUUCCCCCUUUUUUUUCAGGUCAGCCCCAAUAAAGAUGUU